Molecule: messenger RNA, 2655 nt
Organism: Trichomycterus rosablanca
Lineage: Eukaryota; Metazoa; Chordata; Actinopteri; Siluriformes; Trichomycteridae
Gene: alg10
Product: ALG10 alpha-1,2-mannosyltransferase
Exons: 3
Coding region: 80-1492 (470 amino acids)
Biological process (GO): dolichol-linked oligosaccharide biosynthetic process; protein N-linked glycosylation
Cellular component (GO): endoplasmic reticulum
Molecular function (GO): dolichyl pyrophosphate Glc2Man9GlcNAc2 alpha-1,2-glucosyltransferase activity
Source: RefSeq, a predicted model, not a curated record
UAGUUAGAAAUAUUAUGUUUUAAUUUUUGGUAUAAUUAAUGUAUUGCUUUAUAAAACUGUAUUUUAGCUUUUGACGACGAUGGAAAGAUUAGACGGCUACAUUUUCCCUGCUGUUUGCAGCAGUUAUUUCUUAAUCUCAUGUCUCGUGUUUUCUAAAAUCACUUGGGAACAGAGAGACUCGUACAUGGAUGAAAUCUUCCACAUCCCACAAGCUCAGAAAUACUGCCAGGGCAAAUUCACAGAGUGGGACCCCAUGAUCACUACACUGCCUGGUCUGUACCUGCUGUCUGUGGGGGUUAUCAAACCACUCGUGUGGUCGCUGGGAUGGACGGAGAAAGCUGUGUGCUCCGUUGCCAUGCUGCGCUUCAUCAAUGUGCUUUUUAACUGUGGCAACUUCUACAUUCUCUAUCUCAUCAUCUGCAGAAUACACCCAAAAGACAAGUCCCGUACAACAGGACGUCGUGUGCUCUCAGCCCUGACCCUGUCCACAUUCCCGGUGCUUUACUUCUUCACCUUUCUCUACUACACCGACUCUGGUUCCACCUUCUUCACCCUCUUCACCUACCUCAUGUGUCUGUACAGGUGCCACAAAGCAGCCGCUCUGCUGGCGGUCUGCGCCGUACUGUUCCGCCAGACCAACAUCAUCUGGGUGGCGUUCUGUGCCGGCACGGUCCUGGCUCAGAAAAUGGAUGAGACCUGGAGGGUGGAGCAGUCGAAAAAGAGGGAUGAGAAGUCAACCUCACAGAUCCCGAUGCAGCUGGGAAGAAUUGUGCAAUUCCUGCUUAAAUACUUCACGUCACCGGCGAACAUAAAAAACGUGGUUUUAUCAGCAUGGCCGUACGGUGUGGCUGGUUUGGGCUUUUUGGCGUUUGUUGUGUUGAAUGAUGGGAUCGUAGUGGGGGACAGGACCAGUCAUGAGGCAUGCUUAAACUUCCCUCAGCUCUUUUAUUUCUGUUCAUUCGCACUGGUCUUCUCGCUUCCGACGACUCUUUGCUACCAGAGGGUUGUCCGGUUUCUGCAGUCAGUUCGGAAGCACCCUUUUCUCUCCCUGCUCAUCACAGCUCUGUCUCUACUUUUAGUCUGGAAGUUCUCAUUCGUUCAUAAAUACCUGCUUGCAGAUAACAGGCAUUUUCCCUUCUACGUCUGGAUGAGGAUCUAUCAGAGACACGAGCUGAUCAGGUUCCUCCUGGUCCCUGCGUAUCUCUUCGCAGCAUGGAACUUAAUAGACACUUUGAAAUCCAGGUCUCCUUUUUGGAUCCUGGCGUUCUGCGUUUGUCUGGUGGCAGCUACGGUUCCUCAAAAGCUUCUAGAGUUCCGCUAUUUCAUUCUGCCAUAUCUGUUCUACCGCAUCCACAUUCCUUUACCAUCCCUUCCCAGACUGCUGCUAGAAUUUGCACUGUAUACUGCAGUCAACGCAGCUACGAUCUACAUUUUUCUUUAUAAGGCAUUUCAGUGGCCCGAUAGCCCUGCAGUGCAGAGAUUCAUGUGGUGACACAAUGAAAUCAGGGUUUUUGUCCCAAAGGAAAGGAAGAUACAAAUCUUUCUGAAUUCUGCCUUUAUCUCCCACUUUAGUCAUUUCCAAUUCCCAAUUGUGAAUCUGCUGCCGCUUGCACAAUCCCCGAUCUGAUCAAGGAUAGCCGAAUCAUUACACGCCCCCUCCGACACGUGUUCAGUCUGCAGCUGUUUUUUUUAUAUAUAUUUUUUGUUUGUUUUUUGCAUUUUCUCCCGACUUUUUAGCGCGUCCAAUUGCCCGAUUGCGUCAUGCUUCCUCUCCACUAAUGCCGACCCCCGCUCUGAUUUGAGAAGAAUGAAGCUAACCCACGCCCCCUCCGACACGUGGGCAGCAGCCUUAUGCAUCUUGUCACCCACACUAGACGAGUGCAUAUAUGCGAAUCAGCCUUGUGUACGGAGAGACACACCUUGAUCCGCACUCUUUCCCCGACUCUGUGCAGGCGCCAUCAAUCAGCCAGCAGAAGUCGUAAUUGUAUUAGUUACGAGGAGUCCCUAUCCGGCUUAAUAUCCCACACCUAUAUGAACAACAGGCCAAUCGUUGUUCAUGUGGCUGCUCAGCCCAGCCGGAUGUCAGAGCUGAGAUUCGAUACGAUGUAUUCGAAAUCCCAGCUCUGGUUCCAGCAUGUGUUUUUACCACUGUGCCACCUGAGCGGCCUGCAGCUGCUUUUUAUCAUUUUCCAGUGUUGGGUUCCCAUACAGAGCUGUAUAUGCAUAUGGAGAGCCAUGAUAAGCUCUAUGUGACCCCACCCCCGGACCAGUCCCGGGGAUUGCAUAUUGCAGCGUCAGCAUUAAGAGACCCUGUCUGACCUUCCCUCCCUAGCGAGUUGGAGCUCUCCACAGUGGUGUGCUAGGUACGCCGGGGGAUUCGAUUUUAUUCCGACUUUCUACUGUGAUUUUACUGUGGGUUUAUGACAAAAAACAAAAUGCAGAGACCAAAAAUUUUUAGUUGGGUUUAUUUGAAUUGCUAAAUGUUUUCUGUAUCACUGGACCUAUUUUUUUAUGUGUAAGCUAUUAAUAUAAUAUUUCCCAACUUGAAGCUUAAAGGUGUUUGGAUUAGUAAUAAUUUCUUAUUUUGUGUUUUAUGAUAUUAAUUGGUUCAGAAAUUUGUUUGAAGUUUUGUACCUUCAGCUGUAUUUUGUGUAU